AUGGCCUUCAGUAUGAACGGCAUGUCCACGGCCUUCAGUUCUGGCGCCGCAACUUCUGCCAUUAAUGAACAAGAUGAAGUCCCAGAGAUACAGACACAACUGCUUGGUUUCAAGACUCUCAAUGGCGACAAGAAGGCUCGAGUCCUGAAACAACCUUGGCCGCAAGACGCUCUCCCUCCCCCUUACGCUUCGCUGUUAGGAAUAGCUUCCGCUAGUGGUUUGUACGCCGCUGCUGCUCCUGAUGCUCUCGUUAUUGGUAAGACCAGUGAUGCCCGAACCGCUAUAUAUGAUGCGGGGAAGGGCGAGGACAUCAGAGAUUGCGAAUCUAUUCAUACUAUACCGCACCAACGAUUGGCCCACGUCGUCUUUGCUUCCGAUGAAAGCUGUCUGGUUGUCGCCGAGCAGGAAUCGUCAGGAAUAAUAGUAUACAAGACAUCUGAUCUAGCUGGACGGAAAUCUAACGUAGCACUCAAACUGUCUACCACUGCCCCAGUGCGAGAAAUUGCCCCUAAUCCGGAUCCAGCUCAGGCACAAUUCUUUGCUCUCCUAACCACGCAUGGCCAGCUACACAUUGUAGACUUAGCUUCAGGCCAGAUCAGUUCAGCCUUGGCAGAGAACGUUGCAUGCAUAGUUUGGAGCACGAGGGGAAAGCAACUUAUGGCUGGUAAAGGUGAUGGUUCUGCUGUCCAGCUCAAACCAGACGGUUCGACCGUAGCAAGUGUAGGCAAGCCUUCUUCCGUCCCUGCAAACUGCCACCUGGCUCGAAUUGCAUGGAUUGAAACCGACGUCUUCUUUUUCAUAUACACUCCGUCUCAGGCUCCAGAAGAUAUCAGCUCUCUGGUGUCUGAAUACUACAUCGUCAAGACCGACAAAGGCAGGACGGCUUGGAACUUCCAUAAGAUUGCCGCCGACCCCUUCUUCCCCAUGGUCAACCGCACGCCUGUACAUUUUCACACAAAUCGACUGCGAAACUAUCAGCCACACCUCGACGAUCUUGUCAUCUUCACUGCCACCAUUAGCCCCGACAUCAAAAUGCUCACAAAAUCUUCUCAACCUUUGAGCGAUGAGGUUUCCGAGCAAGGAGCCUAUACCCUGGCAAUCCCUCAAGAUGACAAGAGAUGGGCUGCACUUCCAGUGGGCGACGACAUGAAUGACACAACCGCUAUUGGCAUGGCCAUAGACCUCUCUGACAAAGACCCUGUUGUUCUGCCUCUGCCGACAGAUCCAGAGUAUGACACCUCAGUCGUCCCACUGCCCGAGCUGAUCACUUUAAACAAUGAAGGUCUUUUCAGCAUCUGGGCUGUUGUGUACGAUGAUGGUGUGCGAACAAAGCAGCUGUAUCCUGGCUUUCAGGAUAUAGCUAAGUUACGAGAGGCGAAAGGAACCGUAGAUGUUGAUGACAUGGAAUCUAUAACUACACCUAUAGCUCCUGCUGAGCCUGCUGAGCCUGCUGAGCCCGCUAACGGAUCAAUUUUCACAAGCAACACCACCUCGCCGUUUGGAAGUGCUGCCAACAAUGCUCCAGCUCAACAGACCCCAGCUUUUGGUCAGACAUCUUUCGGGACUGGCAGUGCUUUUGGUAAACCAACUCCUAUUGGUGGAGAUAACAAACCCUCAUGGGCAAGCACGGGCUUUUCAGACAACUCCCAACAGCAAAGCAGUUCCUUCGGACAGGCGCCAAAAUUUGGAACAACUCCUGGCUUGGGAUCAGCAACCAAACCCUCUUUUGGACAGACUGGAGCUCUAGGUAGUACGCCUCAGCAGCCAGGUGCGACCCCAUCCUUCGGUCAAUCCGGCUUUGGUCAAAAGUCUGGUCCUGCAUUUGGCCAGACUGGAUUUGGUGCUCAAACCGCUCAAAGCAGUCCUUUUGCCUCAGCUGCAAAGCCUUCGACAUCUAAUCCUUUUACCGGUGCUGGCUCAAGCGGAUUCAGCUCGUUCGCCAAUCAGGGUGGUGGCUUCGGCACAGCAAACAAGGACAGUAAAGCAGAGAGUCCAUUCAGCAAGUUCGGUAGUGGUGGGGGCUUUGGUGAUGCUAAGCCGUCGGGAUCCUUCGCCACUGGUACCAAUACUCAAACUGCUUUCGGCCAAGCUACAGGGCCGUCCACCUUUAGCAAAUCAGGGCCUUUCACACAAGCUACGACAUCAACGUCGAGUCCAUUUACUCAACCUGCCAAGCCUUUCAAGCUGGAGUCGACCUUCCAAAGAGAUACGACCCCGGCCAGGGAGUCGGAUCAGAAGAAUAGCAGCGGAAGCCUUGAUAUGUCAGACUUUCUGGGCAAGGCACAGUCUACGACCGAACAGAGUCCUAGCAAAGAAGAAGAGAUGGAGGAUGACGAUGGUAGUCCAGCCGACAAUGGAAUUGCCAAGAAUUCCCAGAAGACACCACCCUCGACAAUUAACCAGCCAAAGACAACCACGACACCACAUGUGCAGUCAUUGUUUGGUCAGCAGACUAGCACGACACCUCAAGCGCAACCUCAAGACUCGUUAAGCACGGCCUGGAGCUUCGGCAACCUUCCGUCAACAACGCCGAAGGAUGCACCUCCACAGCAGAAUCCCAUCUUCGGCACGAAACCUGUCUCAGAAGAAACUCCUGCGGCGGUGCAAAAGAGUGAACCAAACAAGCCUUUCUCGUUCACUUCUACGUUACCAAAAGAUACACCAUCUAUCUUUGGUACGAAAUCAACCUCGAAAGAUACACCUGCUGUUGUACAGAAAAGCGAACCCAGCAACCCGUUCUCUUUUACGAGAGACCCUGGUCAACUUAGUGACUCAGAUAGAGUCAAGUCGCUCAGUGACGACGACGACGAGGAAGAUGAAGAUGAAGAAGGAGGAGAAGAAGAAUCUACGCCGGGAGAAGUGCCUGAUGCCCCCCUGCCACCUGAUUCAUUCAGUAAGCCUGGUUAUCAAGCCGGAGAAACUUCAGCGUCCUCACUCAAUUCAAAAGCAUCAAAAGAACCAGAAGAUGCCCCCUUGCCGCCAGACUUCUUCCCUGCCAACAAAAGUGCUUCGCAAAACCUGAAAAUACAACCUUCGGAUGUCCCGUCCUCAAUUCUGUCGUCCGAGUUCGACGAAGGCAGUGGAGAGGAUGUCACUGGAGAUGUCAGUCCUGUCGAGGACAAAGACGAGCAAGGCGACCAAACAGAACGUGUUGACACAUCGCCCGAAAGUUCGUUCGGUCGUGCCUCUGAGCAUAGCGCUGUUGAUUCUCCUACUGGUGGACCAUUCAUGAAAGUCACAAAACCUUCAGAGCAACCCAAACCAAUCAAGCCUUUAUUCGGAGAACUGGGAUCAACCGCGCCGUUAUUUGCGCCGCCAAAGCCGAAACCACAAGAAAGCCCUCGCUCUCCGAGUCCUCUACGGAAGCCUGCACGACAAGACUUGCUCUCACGAUCUCCGGAGCGCUCGUUUAGUGCGCCGGCGCAGCCACGAUCUAAUCUCAUACAGCAACGCAAGCAGGAAUAUGCACAAUCUGCAUUCGGAAUGCAAGCGGCCCAAGCUCGAGAUGAGAAAGUGGCGAAGGAUCGAGCACGAAGAGAAGCCUCUCGACGUGAGCAGGAGGCCGCUGAAGCUGCCGAGACACAGCCUUUGGAAGACGAUGAGGAUGCGAUUAUCCAAGAAGAGCUUGCCAAGCCGACACAACCCAGUGAGACUCUCGAUCCAUUUGUCACGAUCCAACCAGGUAGAGCCUUCCAGGAUCUUGGCACCACUUCUAAGACGGACAUUCCCUCACAAAUCGAGAAAUUGUACCAAGACAUCAACUCGAUGGUAAUCACUUUGGGUAUCAAUGCAAAGAGUUUGAGCUCAUAUAUGAUGUAUCAGUCCGGCCAGCAGCCCAAUGAGCAUUGGCCUGAGAUCCUUGAGAGCGACACCCCAAUGGAUGCGUUGAACGAUGAAUGGUUCUUGGGUGAUAUAGCAACGCUAUCGACUGGACCGCAGUUUCUUGACAAGAUCGUACAUGGCCUGGAAGUCAAAGACGUCAUGCACAAGUUAGAAGAAUGCCAGAACCUCCUCACGAAGGAGGUGACCGACCUCAGAAGUCGCAUUACAAUUCUUCGUCGCUCUACCGCCGCCAGAACGCAGGCUGAAGGAAAAGACAAUGCGCACGCACCACUCUCGGCAGAACAGCUCUCGAUCCAGUCUGAUCUGCGCAAGUCAUCUGCGAAUGUCCUUACCAAAUUGGGAGAAGUGGAGAACGGCGUUGCUGUUCUUCGAGCAAGACUUGCAGAUGUUGCACCUCGUCAGAGAGACGACAAGCAGCCAUUUGGCUUCGCAAGUCCAGCACAGAAGAAACCGAGCGUGGAAGCGGUAAUGAACACCGUAAGCAAGAUGACGAGUAUGGCGCAGAAGAGAAGUGCCGAUGUUGAUGUGCUUGAGGCACAGAUGAAGAAGCUCGGUCUCACAAGUACCACGGCAUUGGUACAGCGACCAUCCACACCAGAAAGACAAAUUACACGACGAUCACCUGUAACGCCGAAAAGUGGCGCGAGCUCUGUGUAUCAUACACCACACUCAAGUCGAACAGACAGAAGUAAUCGAAGCACACCUGUAAAAGAUUUGAUGCUUUCUGCGGAGGAUAGAGAGAGGCAAAUGGCGAAAUUAAGGAGGAAGAAGGCUGUAGCAAACACGUUGCGCGAGGUAUUGAAAGAGAAACAUGCACAAAAGGUCUAG
This is a messenger RNA of Lithohypha guttulata, 4671 nucleotides long. RefSeq lists its product as uncharacterized. The record is from RefSeq and is a predicted model, not a curated record. Bases 1 to 4671 code for a protein of 1556 amino acids. Gene Ontology annotation, molecular function: protein binding. The transcript has a single exon. Lineage: Eukaryota; Fungi; Ascomycota; Eurotiomycetes; Chaetothyriales; Trichomeriaceae.